AUGAAUAAAACAGCACCAAAGGAACCCAUGCGACCCAAUGGGGCUGGUGUACAGAGGGGCCUUCGACUAACUCUCAAUAACAACGUUGACGACUACUUCUUCAGUACUUUCCCAGCCAUCGGGUUCACAGUGCAGAUAUUCUAUCCCAACGAUUUUCCAGACAAAAUGAGUGGUUCGCUGUCGGAAGCAUUCAUCAAUGCCGGAACUGAAGCUCUGAUAAGUAUGGAGUUCAGUAUGACAAAAACUUCGGAAGCGAGACGGUGCAAAUUUCAAUCGGAGCGCAAAACUAUAUUUGGUCCCUACAGAUAUAGCGAUUGUUUGGUAGAAUGCAAAAUACGAAGUAUGCAGUCUUUGUGUAACUGUGUACCUUUCACUGUACCUGUUCUAGAAGAAGACGAUGGCACUGACAGGUUACCGCUGUGUACAUUAAUUGAUAUACCUUGUCUCCACAAGUACAAAGCAAAAUGGUCACGAUAUUAUCCAAAUGAUCCGAACGGUGUUGAGAGUGAUAUUCUACGUCAAGAAAAGCAUGAUUCUAUAAAUUGUCCAGAAUGCCUACCAGAUUGUAAUAGUAUUGCUUAUCAGCCAUCAGUCAUUUCGACUUCACUUCAUAAUGAAAGGUGA
This is a messenger RNA of Phaedon cochleariae (mustard beetle), 624 nucleotides long. The record is from the annotation of a GenBank genome assembly. Lineage: Eukaryota; Metazoa; Arthropoda; Insecta; Coleoptera; Chrysomelidae.